UGGUGGGUGUGGAAGGCGGGGUGGCACCGGCCUUAGCUGGAGACCUGGAGGCCGGGGCCGCCUCCCAGCACCCAUCCGCCGGCUUCUCUGGCUCCAUCUAUUGGGAGGAGCGGCCGCGACCUCGGCCUCCAGUGUCCCGGGCGGAGUGAAGCGGAGCCGCGGCCGCCGCAGCCGCCGCCGCCGCCGCGAUGGUGCUACUGGGGCUACUGCAGGCUGGAGGGUCGGUGCUGGAGCAGGCGAUGGAGCAGGUGACGGGCGGCAACCUGCUGUCCACGCUGCUGGUCGCCUGCGCCUUCACGCUCAGCCUGGUCUACCUGUUCCGCCUCGCGGUGGGCCACAUGGUCCCGCUGCCUCCCGGGGCGAAAAGUCCACCAUACAUUUUCUCCCCAAUUCCAUUCCUUGGGCAUGCCAUAGCAUUUGGGAAAAGUCCAAUUGAAUUCCUAGAAAACGCAUAUGAGAAGUAUGGACCUGUAUUUAGUUUUACCAUGGUGGGCAAGACAUUUACUUACCUUCUGGGGAGCGAUGCUGCUGCACUGCUUUUUAAUAGUAAAAAUGAAGACCUGAAUGCAGAAGAUGUCUACAGUCGACUCACAACACCUGUGUUUGGAAAGGGAAUUGUAUAUGAUGUGCCUAAUGCGAUUUUCCAAGAACAGAAGAAAAUGUUAGUACAUGGUCUUAACUUAGACUACUUUAAACAGUGUGUUUCAAUAAUUGAAAAAGAAACAAAGGAAUAUUUCCAAAGUUGGGGAGAAAGUGGAGAAAAAGAUGUGUUUGAAGCUCUUUCUGAGCUUAUAAUUUUAACCGCUAGCCAUUGUUUGCAUGGAAAGGAAAUCAGAAGUCAACUCAAUGAGAAGGUGGUCCGGCUGUAUGCUGAUCUGUAUGGAGGGUUUAGCAAUGCAGCCUGGCUCCUGCCGGGAUGGCUGCCUCUGCCGAGUUUCAGGCGCAGGGACACAGCUCAUCGGAAGAUCAAGAAUAUGUUCUACAAAGUAAUCCAAAAACGCAGGCAGUCAGCAGAAAAAAUUGAUGACAUUCUUCAAACUUUACUAGAUUCUACAUACAAAGAUGGGCGGCCUUUGACAGAUGACGAAGUGGCAGGCAUGCUUAUUGUGCUGCUCUUGGCUGGGCAGCAUACAUCCUCAACUACUAGUGCUUGGAUGGGCUUCUUUUUGGCCAGAGACAAAACACUUCAAGAAAAGUGUUACUUAGAACAGAAAACUGUCUGUGGAGAGAAUCUGCCUCCCUUAACUUAUGACCAGCUCAAGGACUUACAUUUGCUUGAUCGCUGCAUAAAAGAAACAUUCAGACUUAGACCUCCUGUAAUGACUAUAAUGAGAAUGGCCAAAACUGCUCAGGUGAGUGUCUUGGCAUGAUUUC
This is a messenger RNA of Dipodomys ordii (Ord's kangaroo rat), 1374 nucleotides long. Its product is annotated as lanosterol 14-alpha demethylase-like. Gene Ontology annotation, molecular function: monooxygenase activity; oxidoreductase activity, acting on paired donors, with incorporation or reduction of molecular oxygen; iron ion binding. The coding region runs from base 189 to 1370 and encodes 393 amino acids. The transcript has 8 exons. Lineage: Eukaryota; Metazoa; Chordata; Mammalia; Rodentia; Heteromyidae. The record is from RefSeq and is a predicted model, not a curated record.